AUGUCUCUUAGCGGUUCGGAUUUUGCUGCUAGUAAUGCUCAUGAUGGUGUCUUCCGCAAUGCUCCAUUUUCCAUCUUAAGGCUUAACAGCUCACAUUUGACUUCUGUGCUCUUGCUAUUUUGCGUCAACUUCCUUAAUUACAUGGAUAGAUUUACAAUCGCUGGUAUUCCUGAUAUGAUAAGGAGCUAUUACCGCAUUGAUAGCAAGCGGCUUGGUCUUUUGCAAACGUCUUUUAUAAUGUCUUACAUGUUCCUGAGCCCUGUGUUUGGCUACUUGGGCGAUAGAUGGAAACGCAAAUAUCUACUGGUUAUUGGGCUCUUUAUUUGGUCUAUGGUGUCUCUUGCCAGUUCUUUCGUACCUUCCAGCAAUUUCGGACUAUUUCUCAUACUAAGAUGCAUAGUUGGCGUUGGUGAAGCUAGUUACUCCACUUUGGCACCUACUAUUCUAACUGAUCUUUUCACUGGAAACUCUCGUACCUCUGUUCUCGGUUUUUUCUACUUUGCGGUCCCCGUGGGAAGUGGUCUUGGCUUCGUUUUGGGCUCUGCUGUCGCGCAUGCUACCAGCAAUUGGGCAUGGGCACUUCGCAUUACCCCUCCACUUGGACUUUUUUGCCUACUUGCCCUCGUUUUUUUCCACAUGGAUCCACCACGUGGACUGGCUGAUGGUGCAGUUCAUCUCCAUGCAACUUCUUGGUGGUCAGAUCUUCGAAGUCUCUCAUCCAAUCGCUGUUUUUUGCUCCUCUCUGUCGGAUUCACUGGCAAUUGUUUUGUCCUUGGUGCCCUUUCUUGGUUCUCUGUGGACUAUAUUCAAGAUGCCAUAAAUGCGAGAUGUCAUGGAAACGCCUCUGACUACCCCGUAGCACUUCUUUUCGGCCUGAGCACUUGCCUUGCGGGUCUUCUGGGUGUUGUUGUGGGUACUUCCUUGGCACAGAGAUUAAGAGCCUAUUCUAUUCUUGUUGAUGCCUACGUCAGCGGGAUGGGUCUACUUCUGAGUGCUCCUUUUGUGUUUGCAGGCCUUGUCGCACCAAUUUACAAUUUUUAUUUAUGCUUGUCGAUUGUAAUUCCCACUCGUCGGGCGACUGCCAAUGCGUUCCAGAUGCUCAUGACGCAUGCCUUUGGUGAUGCUAUCAGUCCCUUCAUUAUCGGCAUCAUCGCUGAUGCUCAGCAAACGCCUGAGUCGGUGAUGUCGCGCUACCUGGGCAUGCAACGGGCCCUUUUUAUUAAUGUAUUCAUUUGCAUCCUAUCCGGAUUCCUACUCCUUUGCGCUUCCUGGUACUUAGAGCCAGCAAAGGCGCGUGUCCAAUUUAUUGUUGAUGCCUCAAGGGUGGAGCACCUCGACGUUCACGAGGCGGAGAUGGAGGCAGAAAGACGGCCGCUUUUACCUGGUGACGAUUACGGCACAUUAGCGCAACCCGCUUCCUGGCUGUCCUUUGCACAAUCGAACGUCGUGGUUUCAUGA
Messenger RNA from Echinococcus granulosus, 1458 nucleotides. RefSeq names its product Protein spinster. Gene Ontology annotation, biological process: transmembrane transport. Gene Ontology annotation, cellular component: membrane. The record is from RefSeq and is a predicted model, not a curated record. Gene Ontology annotation, molecular function: transmembrane transporter activity. NCBI's taxonomy places the organism in Eukaryota, Metazoa, Platyhelminthes, Cestoda, Cyclophyllidea, Taeniidae. Bases 1 to 1458 code for a protein of 485 amino acids. The transcript is spliced from 8 exons.